This is a messenger RNA of Notothenia coriiceps (black rockcod), 870 nucleotides long. RefSeq names its product glutaredoxin 5 homolog (S. cerevisiae) (gene glrx5). The transcript is spliced from 2 exons. NCBI's taxonomy places the organism in Eukaryota, Metazoa, Chordata, Actinopteri, Perciformes, Nototheniidae. The record is from RefSeq and is a predicted model, not a curated record. Gene Ontology annotation, cellular component: mitochondrial matrix. The coding region runs from base 134 to 604 and encodes 156 amino acids.
UUCAUGUCCCGCCCCAUCUCUCGAGCGUAACGUGUGUUGACUGCCUGGCUUUACUCCGGCUUGUUCAGAAGCAGGUUAGUCUAUUUUUAUGACAUUUGUUCACGUCUGAUAAAGACAAAACUCACCAAAGAUCAUGAACAGUUUAAUUCGAAUUACUGCGAGGUGUUUGCGGUCUGGAGCAGCCGUCUACAUGCCCAGACAGGCCGGCGGACGAGUGUGGACGUCCUCGGCCCGGUUCCUGUGCGCGGCGGCGGACGUCCAGAAAGCCCUUGGAGAUAUUGUGCAGAAGGACAAAGUGGUUGUGUUUAUGAAGGGGACUCCGGCCCAGCCUAUGUGUGGCUUCAGUAACGCCGUAGUUCAGAUCCUCCGGAUGCACGGGGUGGACGACUACGCUUCGUACAACGUAUUAGAGGACUCCGAGCUCCGAGAAGGAGUCAAGGCCUUCUCCAACUGGCCCACGAUCCCCCAGGUGUACUUCAGCGGAGAGUUUGUGGGGGGGUGCGACAUCCUGCUGCAGAUGCAUCAGAACGGAGAUCUGGUGGAGGAGCUGAAGAAGUUGGGCAUCAGCUCCUCACUGCUGGAGGCCGAGAAGGAAUCCAAGUAGAGGAUGAACGUCAAACAGCUGACCAGACGGAGGACACAUUGAUCAGGUCUAAUCCUCCAUGAUGACGACGACAGAUACACCAUCUAUAAAGUUUACUCAACUUUCCAAGCAGUUGAGUGGCAGCACUGUCAUGGGAAUCUUUACUAUGUUUUAUACGUAAACAGAGCUGCACUGCUAAUACACUUCUGAAUGUGCACAGAUCAUGUACCUGAGAGGUGAGGACUUUAAACUAGGAAGAAUAAAAAGGGUCAACAGUGUCUCCACAG